Messenger RNA from Saccostrea cuccullata (small rock oyster), 537 nucleotides. Its product is annotated as craniofacial development protein 2-like. The transcript is spliced from 2 exons. Lineage: Eukaryota; Metazoa; Mollusca; Bivalvia; Ostreida; Ostreidae. The record is from RefSeq and is a predicted model, not a curated record. Bases 1 to 537 code for a protein of 178 amino acids.
AUGAAAGCAACCAGUGAAAGCCAAUUGGAAGCUGUUGGAAUGAAAAGUAAACUAAGCACAAGAACCAAACUUAAGAUUGGCUUCUGGAAUGUCUGUACCAUGUACGAGGCAGGAAAGCAUGCUCAAGUAGUCAAAGAGAUGAAGAACAACAAACUACUCAUACUAGGAUUUUGUGGUAACAACAACUUGGUUAUAGGUGGAACAUUUUUCCCACACAGGGAAAUACACAAGCUGACAUGGGCAUCACCCGGAGGAAGAGAUAAAAAUCAAAUAGAUCAUAUUGUUAUUAAUGGUAAAUGGAGACAAUCUCUUCAGGAUCUGAGAGUAAGACAAGGUGCAGAUGUAGGCAGUCAUCACCACCUUGUAACUGCAGAUUUUAAACUUAAGCUGAUGAAAACUGUGCCUAAAUACAGCAGGAAAAGAUUUGGUAACGGCAAACUAAAUGACACCAAAACCAAGCAAGAUUUUAGGUUGGAGCUGAAAAACAGAUUCUAUAUCUUGCAAGGGAAUGAUAAAGAUGAGGAACAGAUAUACUAG